CCUAACCAGCCAGCCGUUCGGUCCGUGGGAUAGUGUAGUCUCAGCAGAACAGAGGGUUGGUCGCACGGCGGGUUCAGUUUUGUUUGUAGCAUCAUCCAUCGCGUAUGAUGGCCGACGAGUCGGAAGAAGUGCGGUCGUUGCUUUCGCGGCACCGUUUGACCAUAGUGCGGGAUUUGGUCCAUACGAACCUGGUGCAGGUUUUGGUGAAAAAUAGUGUGAUCAACGAGGAAGACGAAGAGCUGAUCAAUGGGGCCGGGGAUGACCUGGAGAAGAAGUGCGAUCAGUUGAUCGAAAUAGUGGCCAAAGAUGGCUUUGAGAAGUUCAAGCAGUUUUGCUACGCGAUCGAGAACGAAUGCAGCCAGCUGAUUUCGGACCUGAUCAACGACAAAUUGUACCAGAGUGGGGAAGAUUCCACCGAGAAUGCUUCCAUACAGGCAAACGACGACUCGUCGAUCAAGAACGGAAGAGACACCAUCGACUCCAACCGGUCGCGGAGAUCUACAAGCUAUUGCGGUUCAGCCACACCCACACUUAUCGACAAUGGCUCUUCUCGUCGGUCUUCCAUGGCCUGCACGAGUCCGGUCCCUCCGAAUCCAAUACCGCCUCCUAUCCCCCAGUUGCCCGCGAAAUCCCUUCCCGCGUCUACCCUCAGUGCCAGUGAUUAUAGCGGUAGUGCCAAAGCCAACAACAACAACUACGACCGCUACAGUGAAAGCAAAUUCAGUGUGUCCAAUAGCAAUUUCAACAACCAAGCCAUCGCCGGUGGCAAUCAAUCACAAUGUGACAAUGCUAGCCCACCGGGGCGGAAAACACCCCGUUCGGCACAGCCGUCGCCGUAUUCCUACCUGAAUCCGAAGCGUUUUAGCUCGCCACCAUUUAGUGAUUUUUCCUUCGACAAAGGUGUGAAUGUGAAAAACCGAAAUUCGAGCUUAAUUCGCAGCAAAUCCAAGAAGGAGCAACGCAACUACCACUCGAUGAACGAAACCAUCGAAGUGCUAGCCGAUCAGGUCGUCGAGGAUGAGCGAAUUGAACGAACAUCAUGGGACUACAGCACCGUCCAGCUGUCGCGAGUACCCGGAUAUGGGUUCGGCAUAGCGGUGUCUGGCGGCCGGGACAACCCACACUUUGCCAACGGUGACCCCUCGAUAGCGGUCAGCGAUGUGCUGAAGCAUGGACCAGCGGAGGGGCAACUACAGGUUAACGAUCGGAUAAUUUCGGUCAAUGGAAUCUCGCUGGAGAACGUCGAGUACGCGACGGCCGUGCAGGUGCUGCGUGACAGUGGCAACACGGUGACGUUGGUGGUGCGAAGACGCGUCCCGAACCACAGCCUAAUGCAACCGGCGGGCGGCAAUGUCGGCGUCGGUAUGGCCGGAGUCGGCGGCGGUGGAGGCGUGGGUGUCAACUCUCAGCAUCAGCACCAGCACAGCCUCAGCUCGACCGGGCUGGGGCUGGUGGGCGCGUUAGGAAAUAAUGGAUCUCAGCAGCAAAUCAAAGUGAUUGUUACGAAGGCGAGCAAGAAAGAUGAUUUCGGCAUCGUUUUAGGAUGUAGACUAUUUAUUAAGGAAAUUUCGUCCAAGACGAAAGACCAACUAGCUGCCAACGGUUAUUCUCUGCAGGAAGGCGACCUUGUAACAAGGAUACACAAUACCAACUGCAACGAUUCGAUGAGUCUGAAGGAGGCGAAAAAGAUCAUCGACGGUUGCAAGGAACGGCUCACACUAGCCGUUCUGCGGGACUCCACAAGUGCCACGUUGAACGCUGGCCUCGGCGGUGGCACCAGCUCCGGUAUGCAAUCGCCAGUCUACUCCCACACGGCUCAGGUUUCCAACUGUAGUAAUAUGGAUGAAAAUUACCUAAACGGAACUGGCGGAGGCUACUCCGGACAAAACCUGUACGUUCAACCACCUACCAGGCCUUCCGCGAUGAGCACAUUACUGGCAGACGAUAAAAGCAAUCUGACUCCACGCGGGAGAUCACGGGGCCCUCUAACGGAUAUUUCCUUACAACAACUAGACCGACCCAGUACACCUCCAGGUGCGACUAGUAGUCGAGGCGGAGAUGGUACGGCUGGUGGUCACAGUCGGUCACGUAGUACAGUUGACGAACCACCACGGCCUCCUCCUCCAAGAGGGGAAGACUUCUACAGUACACGGCGACCGCUGCACGAUGAGAAACCCACUUCAGAGCCACGAUACAUCACAUUCCAGAAGGAGGGUUCCGUCGGCAUCCGAUUAUCAGGUGGCAACGAGGUGGGAAUCUUUGUCACGGCUGUGCAGCAAAACAGUCCCGCGGCAUCACAAGGGCUGGUACCCGGUGAUAAAAUUCUGAAAGUAAACGAUAUGGACAUGAACGGAGUUACCAGAGAGGAGGCAGUGCUCUAUCUGCUCAGCUUACAAGAUCGUAUCGAUCUGAUUGUACAGUACUGUAAGGACGAAUAUGAUAACAUCACCGCGCAGCAACGGGGCGAUUCCUUUCACAUAAAGACUCAUUUCCACUGUGAGAACCCGUCGAAGGGCGAACUCUCGUUCAAAGCCGGGGACGUCUUCCGGGUGAUAGACACUUUGUACAACGGAGUAGUCGGUGCGUGGCAGGUUCUACGCAUUGGGCAUGGCCAUCAAGAGCUGCAGCGUGGCGUGAUACCUAACAAGGCACGUGCAGAAGAACUGGCUACGGCGCAGUUCAACGCAACCAAGAAAGAAAUGAACGCCUCCGAAUCCAGGGUCAGCUUUUUCCGAAGGCGGAGGUCUACGCAUCGUCGAUCUAAGUCAUUAUCCAGAGAGAAUUGGGACGACGUCGUCUUUUCUGAUUCCAUCUCCAAGUUUCCUGCCUACGAACGAGUGGUCCUACGACAUCCGGGCUUCGUCCGACCGGUUGUCCUGUUCGGACCAGUGUCCGACAUUGCGCGGGAACGUCUCGUCAAGGACUUCUCCGACAAAUACACGGCACCUCUGCAAGACGACGACAAGGGUUCGUCCAAGUGUGGCGGCAUUGUACGGCUCUCGAACAUCCGAGACAUCAUGGAUCGCGGCAAACAUGCCCUGUUAGAUAUCACUCCGAACGCCGUCGACCGCCUGAACUACGCACAAUUCUACCCGAUAGUGAUCUUCCUCAAAGCGGACACCAAACACAGCGUCAAACAGCUACGGCAGGGGCUGCCCAAGUCGCAGCACAAGAGCAGCAAGAAACUGUUCGAGCAGUGCCAAAAAUUGGAGCGACUGUGGUCGCACGUGUUCAGCACCACGAUCAAUCUGAACGAUCCGGACACGUGGUACCGGAAGCUGCGGGACUCGAUCGACCAGCAGCAGAGCGGUGCCGUCUGGAUGUCCGAGACGAAGCCCGUAGAGUCCCUGUCCGAUGAUUUCCUGUUCCCCAUGACCACCUCUCGUCUGUCCUACGCCUCGAGUCCGGAAUCGGACCUGGAGCUGAGCCCGGGCCCGUCGGCCUCGCUAUCGCUAGGCAACUUACCGCAAUUGGUGAAGUCAAGCUCUGACCCCUCGAUCGCCACUAAUCAGGAUAACUUGGAUAGGGAUAGAGAACUCGGUGACGGAAUGCCACCACCAUACACGAACCCGUACGACCACUCGGCUCACCCUCGGCGGAUGACCGUUGAUAACAAGUACGGAUUCUCAGCGAAGGGCAACAUAGGUGCCCCUCUACCACCCGAAGAUGCCAUAUAUGGCUCAUCCAGGCCGCCUCCUCCAAUACAGCACAACAGCUCCGGACCCGGUCACUACGGACCAGUUCCAGACCUGCCACCCCGAAUAGACCGGGCAUCGAAACCUCCCAACACUACCAACCCGAGCACACCAGCUUCGUCCCUUCCGUCCAGGAACUCUAGCACCGGUGGAACCCUGGGUCGAUCGGCCCAGGAACGGCUAUUCGGCAACAAGGCAUCCACCGACAAUCUAGACCAAGCGGCCGACGAUUACGCCACCCGCAGUCAGAUGCUUGGACCUACUCCCGAAAAGCGUGGCACCAUUACCAAUGGCUUAAGUUCCCUGGAGAGGGCGCAGAACUCUUCACUGGACCGGGCCCGGUCCGGUCAACCACCGCCACCCGCCGGAAAUCCAACGACACCCAGCAAAGCAAACGGCUCGUACGACAGCGUGUCCAGCUACGACUCGUACAAUGCUACCCAGCUAACGGCGCAGAAUAUGAGGUUAGGACCCAAUGCGCCCGAUGAUCUUAAAUCGGUGCCGAAUACUCGAAACGGUACCGGUUUGACGCCAAAUCAGUCCAACGUGUCGGACUACAACCGUGGUCCCGGAAGCAAUGAUCUUCUGAUGACGCCACCCAGAAACAGUCACAUGCAUCCCGAUAGAAACAACUUCAAUGGUGCACAUGAUCCGCUGACACCGAGGAACUCAGGGGAACGCCCUGGUGGCAUGAACAUUCCUCAGCGUCCAUCGAACCUGGCGCUAGAAAGUCCAAGGAAACAUAUCAUUGAAACCAAAACGGACUAUGGAAAAUACAGUCGGAACAAUUCGGCCUCCCAGGCGGACUAUUCCAAGCCCAACAAGGGCCCACCACCGAUGCUGGGAACUCCGCCUGCGAACGGAAGCAACGGGAUGCCAUUCAAACCAGUGCCACCGCCAAAACCGAAGAACUACCGGCCACCGAUCGGAGGCGGCAGCAGCAACGGAGGACCCGGAAGCGGCGGACCGAUGGGAUCCGGCCAGUGGGAUAAUGGGGAACCAAUAUCUCCCCGAUCGCCCAACGGCUUCUACUACCCACCGAUGUCAUCGCACUACCAGCAAGGCGUAGCUCACAACGUGCCCAGUUCGCCCAACAACAGCCACAUGAUGCCCGGGGCAAACCAUCCGUCGCAGAUGCAUCCGUACGGCCAAUAUGGCGGCAACGCAUAUAACGGAUACAACGGCACCAACGGUGGUGGCAGCGGCAACAACAGUGCCGCACAGUCACACUACAUGGGUAAUUCCGCCCGCGACAUGGGAAUGGGUCAUAACAAUAACAACGGUUAUAACAACAAUAACGCACAUCAUCCUUACGGAAAUAACUACAUGCAUAGAGGUAGCGGGGGCCCCAAUCACGGCAUAGGUAACAUGUCGUCGUUACAUCCCUCGGAACGGCAUCCACUCGACCUGGCCGGCAGUCGGGAACAGCGCGGAUCGGCGUUUGAGCUAUACCGGAAACCUCAACUUGGUACCACCGGGCACCAUCACAACAUACGCGAAAUGGAGCCGAUGAUGUCGAUACACGAGUUCAACCAACAUCAACAGAAUCUUAUGUACCAAGAACGUCUUCGCCAACAGCAGCAGCAACCUCUACCUCCAAUUCCCGGAUCUUCCGGGUACGAUCCGUACGGUAACAGAAGUAUGCUCCCACCGGAGCUUCCUGCCAAACCUCCGAAAAAGAACAUCCUCAAAUCACCACUGAAGGCGAUCAAGAACGUGUUUAUCAAAUCUACCAGACCGCUGCGCAGGCAAGUCAGCUUGGCAGAAGCAGACAAGAAGCUGCGACCCAUACUAAAGCGACAGCAUUCCAUGAUGGAGUCACGUUCCGGUCGAAUGAUGGACACUCGCUUCCAAGAACCCCACCAGUACGACCCUCGCCAAUAUUACGCACAGCAGUAUUACAGCGAUCCUAGGCAACAGAUGUCUCCUCCACCGCCGCAUCAUAUGCAAGGAUAUCAUCGGCAUGAGCCUUUCUAUCCCAAGGACCCUAACAGCACCUACCAAAACCUCGAAACAGAAUCCAUUUACGACAGCUACGGGGCAGGUGGAUACUACGAUCGGGAACAGGAGAACUUGUACGCCAACCGCGCGUUGAUAGAGCUGGAACGAUCGCGGCCAGGUUUAAUGCCAGGCUCCGGCGCAAACACUACGGGUCGAAGAAUAGUUCGGCGCCACAGCAUGGCCGAUCGAAGCGUUCCGUCGCCAAGCUUCAACAACCUAAACCGCAGAAGAAUGGGAUCAGAACGAUACCGCAUGGAGAUGAUGAACACUUCGCUGAACGACGAAUCCAUCUACCAGAGCAAGAGCGGAUCGUACAUGUACGACGAAGCGCGAGAUCACGUUCGGCGUUCCACGGAUGAUCCAGUCUACCAAAGUCGGAAAGAAAUGCACAGGGAUCAUCUGUAUCAGAGCAAGAAGCAAAUGCAGGAUCGCAUCCAACAGAGCCGCCUAGAGAUGAUCCAGAACCAACAUCAUGAUCGAAGCCACUCUCCGAGUACGUCAAGUCGCGUGAAAGAAGCCACCGAAUCCAGCUCUAGCUCUCCCAACUCUCCGGCAAGUUUCACGUACUCCACUCGGAAGGAAAUGAAAGAAAAAGGCAUCAAACCUCGCACGCAACUCAGAGACCAGAUUUAUCAAUCUCGAAGGGAAGCCAUGGAAUCUAUGGCGGAGCCGGAGUACGUUUCAAGAAGGGAACUCAAGCACGAGCCGAUAUACGAAUCCAAAAACGAAGUCGAUGCGGCAUCUUCGUUGGAUUUGAGUAGCCUUCAGAUAAGCGAAAACAAACUGGAGGAAAACAUUACAGAAGACGAUUCCGUCAACAGAACGGUAGUCAAUCAAUCGGAACAGGCGGUGGACACCGUCGAAAGAGACUCCGGCAAUGACGAAACCACCAAGGCUCCCUUGGCUAUGUCCGAGGAUGACGAAGAAGACGACACUCUCACAAAAGCCAACGAGUCUGAUCUGCAGAAAGCGGCGGCAGCCGCCAGUCAAAUCAAAGUCGCUUCACCUCUCAGUCCACGAUCCUCGCACAUUUCCAACUUCUUGAAACGUACUGCUCCUCCACCGGCGCCUCCAGCAUUCCAACUUCCUCCUCCGCCAAUAUCCACAAUUCCCACGUCCAGCCCAACAACAAAAAGCCCAGAAUCCAUCCCGCCGGAAGUCUACACCAGCCGCACCUCGAUGGAAACUCAGUACACCUCGCAGAUGAGUCUGCCUAUAGGUCCUCCGAACGCCCACAGCACCCCGUUUGCCAGCGAAAUGUCGCUGGGCUUACCGCCACCGCGGCAACCCAUCACCCGGAGGGGUAUCUUCGAUGCCGCCGGCGGAACGCUGGCCGACCCUAUCUGGAACGUGUCGCUGCAGAUUCCGCCAGGAGCGAUCGCGCCCGGCACCAAGCAGGAAAUCUACUUCACCGUCACCGAUCCGCGGCUCAGCGAAAGCGUUGGAGGACCCCCGCUGGACAUGGAAAAUGGUGAAACGAUGCUUUCGCCGCUCGUUAUGUGUGGUCCCCAGGGGACGGAAUUCCUGCAGCCGGUGACCCUGAACAUCCCGCACUGUGCCGGCCGGACGCCAUCGCUCGGCAUCUCCGUCAAGGCCACCGACAGCGAGAAGAACCUGCAAACUGAUUGGGACAAUAUCGAACUGCCGAGCAACGCUGCGGCCCACACCGUCUCGGUCAAAGUGGACCAUUUCUAAGUGUAAGUGAAUGCUUUUUCGUAUAUUUUAGGCGCUCGAGGUUUAGGAUUGUACAGCAAUAAGUGUUACUUUUCUUCAAUUGUAAAGCAAGACAAAUGUUUAUGUGCCUUUAUUUUACUCAAACAAUUAGCUUUUAUGCAAUCGAACAAAAUUUCGCCAAACUGCUAUAUUUUUAGCUGUAUUUUUAGAAGCGUUGCAUAAACUGUACCAAUUGCCAUCAGACCAGUAUGACGUGUAUUUUAGUGAGUAAAAUUUUCAAUUUUCCCUCUAUACAAAUUACUACCAUUGCCAUUUUGUAUCAAAUCUGUAUAUAUAAAGAGCUUAAUGUUUUAAAUUGUGUUUAGUCGUUUCAAAUCUUGGAGGGAAUUCUUCAUUAUCAUUUAGCUUGAUACAACAUGUGUAGGAUUUUGUACACAUAGGACGAUUAUGAUAUGUUAUUGUAUAAAAAAAAAUCUGUAAGGCAGACUCCAAUCUAUCUUAUACGUACGAAGCAUGCCUAGAGGGUGUAGGAGAACUUUGAUUAAAAAAAAUAAUGCAAUCUAAAUACCUACAUACACAUACUUGUAAAAAACCUUUUCAAACUGCUGCAAAAGUGUUGAAUAAAAUUAUUUUCCGAAAAGUAUAACUGUA
Messenger RNA from Aedes albopictus (Asian tiger mosquito), 8021 nucleotides. RefSeq names its product tight junction protein ZO-1 (gene pyd). Gene Ontology annotation, cellular component: plasma membrane; bicellular tight junction. Lineage: Eukaryota; Metazoa; Arthropoda; Insecta; Diptera; Culicidae. The record is from RefSeq and is a predicted model, not a curated record. Gene Ontology annotation, molecular function: cell adhesion molecule binding. Gene Ontology annotation, biological process: regulation of apoptotic process; cell-cell junction organization; cell-cell adhesion.